AUGAUUUUAGAAUACAGAGGCCCUAUCCAAGAUGGUUGCAUGCACGGUAGAGGUGAGGCUAUGUAUAGUAAUGGAGAGACGUACGUGGGCGAUUGGUACAAGGGAAAGAGGCACGGUCAGGGCAGGUACACGAAUGCAGACGGAAGUUACUAUGAGGGAUCCUGGGAAGACGAUGUUAUCCACGGUAAGGGAACCUUCGUUUUCAGCAACGGAAAUGUGUACCAAGGUGACUGGAACCACGGCGAGACCCAUGGCAUGGGUAUCAUAACGUACGCGUGCGGAGACGCCUACGAAGGCCAGUGGGAGAACGGGAAGAUGUGCGGACACGGAAAGUUUGUGUACCGCGAGGGCGAUAUCUACGAGGGCGAGUUUCUCGACGACGAGCGGCAUGGAGUGGGAUCGAUGACCUACGUUGAUCCCCAGAACACGUCUAGGGUCAUAGAGAAGUACGAGGGCCAAUGGGUUAGAGGAGUGAUGCAUGGACAGGGGAUUUUGCGCCUUCAAGACGGCUCUGUCUACGAAGGAACGUUCGAGAAUGACACCAUGGGUGGGACUGACCCCAUGGACCAGACACGGGGCAAGCAUGGCGUGUUGGUGUACUCUGGAGAGGACCCCAUCUACAUGAAGUACACAGGAGAAUUCAAGGACGACAAGAGGCAUGGCGAGGGCGUCCUUGAGUACAAGAAUGGACAGGUGUACAAGGGGCGUUUCUACCAAGAUUUGUUUGAUGGUACUGGAGAGAUGCAGUAUGCGAACGGAGAUGUGUAUAGUGGAGAGUGGGUCCGGGGACUCAAGGAGGGCACGGGGACUAUGCUAUACAGGACAGGUGACACCUACAGUGGCACAUGGUUCAACGAUCUUCCCCACGGAAAGGGCGAGUUCCAGUACAACCAUAAGACCGGCAGAUGCAGGUAUGUCGGCGAGUGGCGUGAAGGUCUCAGACACGGUCCGGGGACCUUUGCCGAUGCACAUGGAAAUUCCUACACGGGGGACUGGGCCAAAGGAAAGAAGCACGGCAACGGGACCCUUGAGCUCAAUGGGCACGUGCUUGUGGGGAUUUGGGAAAACGGAGAGCCGAAGCAGAUCAUGAAGUACACCAUUAACAGGGACUCCCCAUGGGCCGAUCCUAACUUUUGA
Molecule: messenger RNA, 1137 nt
Organism: Giardia duodenalis
Lineage: Eukaryota; Fornicata; Diplomonadida; Hexamitidae
Product: putative Phosphatidylinositol-4-phosphate 5-kinase
Exons: 1
Coding region: 1-1137 (378 amino acids)
Source: RefSeq, a predicted model, not a curated record